Messenger RNA from Dermacentor silvarum, 1330 nucleotides. RefSeq lists its product as uncharacterized. The transcript has 8 exons. The record is from RefSeq and is a predicted model, not a curated record. Lineage: Eukaryota; Metazoa; Arthropoda; Arachnida; Ixodida; Ixodidae. The coding region runs from base 44 to 967 and encodes 307 amino acids.
GACGUGGCAUAGGCGAAGCUUGCUCGCGCUUUGGAAUGUGCAGAUGGUCGAGGCGGACGGACUUCGCACUACCUCGGGAAGAAACUGCAUCGGCCUCCUACCAGCCUUGGGCACCGGAGUAUCCCGCGGCAUCGAAUUGCGCCGUCUCCUGAAAUACUGGGCAUCCACCCACUCGGAAGCGUCGCCAUCCCGCAAGACGCCUACGUUUAUCUGGCUCGCCGCAUCUCCAGAGGGGGCCACGGACGCCGUGUCCUACGUGUGCGGCACCGCGUCUCAGUGCACCACCAUGCAAGCGUCAUACGCCGUGCAAGGAGCCCGGUGCCAGACUGUGCUCGUAGCGAGGGGUUCCAGGCGCCUGCUGAUAUACAGGCUCAACGACCAGGACACACGUGACAGAGAUUCUUUUAAGGAUCGCAGUGUUGGAGCGAGUGGCGCGGAGCAUGGCGGCGGCUUUCCAGGCCGUAUCUGGCCACGUAACUGUGAUGUCAGCGCCGACACCGACACAGCAGCAGUCGUGUUCCGGUGUUACCGGAGGGCAGCCCAGCCACACAGCCAUGCCGCAAGGAUGUCAGGAUCGCAGUGUUGGAGCGAGUGGCGCGGAGCAUGGCGGCGGCUUUCCAGGCGUAUCUGGCCAUGGAACUGUGACGUCAGCGCCGACACAGCAGCAGUCAUGUUCCACUGUUAUCGGAGGGCAGCCCAGCCACACAGCCACGCCGCAAGGAUGUCAGCUGGCUCCGACGCCGCUCAUCGUGCCAGCGUUCCCAUACUUCCCCUGGCGCUCGUGCCCCGGCCGGUGCGUCCGUUGUCAUCUUCCGCAGCUCGCUCCGAUGCCAGCGUUCCGACACUGCCCCUCCCUGCGCGAAGGAGCGCAAGGCACUGGCCCACAACCAGUAGCUGCGGUGAUUUCGGAACAAGACUCGUUUUCAGAACACCUGCUGUCGGAUUCGCUCGCAUUCUUUAUUACUAACGGGCUGAGCAUCAUGCGAGCUGCCAAAGACGGUGUUGACACUUCCCGGAGGAAUUUGUGACAGCCAGGCAAAGAGAGUACAGAGUUGAAUGUGGACUGCUCUGUGAUAUUUUUGCGUAUUUAAUAAUGCUUCGAGACAGACAUUCAGCCUGAGGCAGACGGUCUUUGAGAACACCUGCUCCACUAGGCUUGAAGACAACCUGACCUCAUCUAUUGUGCCCUCAUUCUCGAACGAUUCAAGGAAGGGCAACAUUACUUCUGAUGGCUGGCGCUUCGAUCCUGAGGACUUGGAAAACACUCUCUUGGCUGCCUGCCCAACUGCUUCAACGCCGAAGAGCACCCGGAUGACUGCCAGCGUACCAA